AUGGCGGGUUAUGAGACGAUUACCAUGUCGACGACAACACCUAACGACAUCUUGCGCUUGAGCGCUCAAGGUGCCGGGCAUAUGGUACCAAUGGAUGUAUUUGAUCAUGAUCUGAAUUUUGGAGAGCCGAGUAGCAUGUUCGCGCACACUAGAGAUGAUCUGUCUUCCAAUGUCCCCUCGCUACCAUUUACGCCCUCUUACGAACUAUCCGAUGCCUUCUCGAGUACAUUUGACGACCCGUUUUCUUACCAGUCGGCGCAAUUUGAUACCCUCCUCGAACCGAAUAAUGAUACCCAACAAGGCGAGACCCCGUCGCAGGCGCUUGACAACAAGCUUCUGGGCUUUGGAGCGCCGAUAAUGAAAGUACCGAUAUUGGAUGAUCGUGGACAAACAUGGCCUCAGAUGACGGCAGAGCUUUAUGGCAUGUUCUUUGUUGCGGAAGAUGUGUUUGGAGGGGAGACGACGGGGCGACCAAUGGAAUUGACUUGCUAUCGACGGAACCUGUUUCAAAUAUCGGGCUCGAUGGUUUUGUCGCGGAGCAUAUCACAUGUGUUAAAUGAGCAGGGACAGCAAGUCCCCUUGUACGAUUUGACGGCUUCGAUCUCGGCGCUAGAAAGUAUAGAAGGGAAGAGUACGGAGAUAAUAUCUGUGCCAUGGAAAACGUCUGCUGGAUCUGCGAGCGAGGAUAAAGCUGGAGCAGCACCCGCCAAAUGGCCGUUGGAUUUAAGUAUAAACCCAGAGUUGGAUCCGGCUACAGUCACAAUACCGAUUGCCUGGAAGAGAUUACAGUUCAAGCAUGCAACGGCCAACAAUGGAAGGAGGAAAGGUCUACAGCAACACUAUGUCAUUCAAAUCAAUCUUAUGGCGACUACCGCGACGGGAGAAGUGGUCAAGCUGGCAGAGAUACAAAGUGGACCGAUUAUUGUGCGGGGCAGAAGUCCGAGAAAUUUUGAUAGUAGGAAAGAUGUGCCGUUGAGUGAGAAGAAGUUGGAUUCCAAGCAGAAGACUACGAAUGAUGUUCCGCAGACGCCACAAGUGAAAGUUGAUCCGGGAGUCACUAAUAGCAGUUACAGAUUCUACACAAACCAGUCACAGUCUUUGGACAUUCCGGAUUGGACAAAUGGCAAGGACAAUGGCACUUCUACCUUGAGUCCGGAAACGAGCAGGCCUGCGAAAAAGGCAGCAUUGUCUGCACCAGUCAGACCACCAAUCCCAAAGACAAGAUGGAGUUCUGAGUCAAAAUCGACAUUAAAAAAGACAUCACAAGCUUCUCCUAUCGACCUCUCGCUUGCUGAUGAUGAGUACGGAAGGAAGGACAGCACAGGUCAUGGCGGUCGUCCUGGUGAUCGAAGUCCUGAGAUGAGAAAGAAAAGUGGUGCGCAUGUUGGCAGUCCGGUUGAGAAUGCGGAUUUGCUUUAUGAGUACUUUCCGUUGAGUUUGGAUGAUUGGAUGCCUCCUGUUGAUGCGAUAUAUCGACCACAUGUCGUGCAUCACAUUCAUCCCCCGGAGAUGAUGGCUCAGCAAGUGAAGGGGAAGCAGAAGAGGUACUUUUCAGCGGACGACUAA
Molecule: messenger RNA, 1566 nt
Organism: Glarea lozoyensis ATCC 20868
Lineage: Eukaryota; Fungi; Ascomycota; Leotiomycetes; Helotiales; Helotiaceae
Product: p53-like transcription factor
Exons: 4
Coding region: 1-1566 (521 amino acids)
Biological process (GO): positive regulation of transcription by RNA polymerase II; meiotic cell cycle
Cellular component (GO): nuclear chromosome
Molecular function (GO): DNA binding; DNA-binding transcription factor activity
Source: RefSeq, a predicted model, not a curated record